Messenger RNA from Megalops cyprinoides (Indo-Pacific tarpon), 912 nucleotides. RefSeq lists its product as uncharacterized. NCBI's taxonomy places the organism in Eukaryota, Metazoa, Chordata, Actinopteri, Elopiformes, Megalopidae. The transcript has 3 exons. The record is from RefSeq and is a predicted model, not a curated record. Bases 1 to 912 code for a protein of 303 amino acids.
AUGGUAGUGCCCAGCUACACGUGCAUCGUCCUCGUCCUCUUAAUCACGUGGACCUGUCCCAGUGGAGGCCAGGGUCGCACGCUGCAGAGCUGGCUUUCCAAGCUGUCGCAUUUUGGCGACGGACAUGAGGCUCCGACCGCAAACACCCUACCGAGGCGCCGGCGGCGAGAAAGCCUGGAGACUCAGAUGGAGCAUUGCGCGCUGUUGGCCGCGCCGUGGACGGAGGCCACGGGUAAUUUCGAGGACAGCGGACAGUUAUACAGGCUUAGGGUCCUCUCCUUGCAAGAUGGGGGCUUGAGGCGGCCCGUCUUCCCCGAACAGCCACUUUUCCGUUUUGUUCGACGGGUUUAUCGAUGCUGUCAGAUGGGUUUCCAUUGCCGAGGAGUGAAAGGGAUUCAAGGCCGUUUGACUGGAGGCUCUGAAGUUGAGUUUUUGCUCAGUGCGGAUGUCCUGUCAGUGCCUGUCGUGAGAGCUGAGAUACACCUUCACGUUUUAAACCCGCACCAUCUUCAAGUGGAGCCGUGGCUUCCCUCCAUGGCAAAACACCAGUCCCCUACACGGUACACUGCGUGGUCAAAGGGCGAGGUGCUGGAGCUCAGAGUUGACACCCUGUUCCUGUUCCAGGGCCUCCAGCGAGCUGCGGGGGGUGCCCGUGGAGGGCCGAGUCUGGCAGACCUGCGAAGGGUGGGGGGGUUGGCUAGGCUGAGGGGUGCGGGUCUGAGGGGACGCCACGAAGUGCAGGCUCUGCAGGACACCGACGGCGACGCCUGGGGGGAUGGGGACGGCUUCCUGACGUCCGCCCUGGAGCUUGGCCUGGUGUUGCGCUGCAGCAGCGGCGGAGUGAGUGUGCCGUGCAAAGACUACGGAGUUCACCUUCUCCACGCCCCAUUCAUUGCCCUCUCCUACAGAUAG